This is a messenger RNA of Nycticebus coucang (slow loris), 1253 nucleotides long. RefSeq names its product nibrin-like. Gene Ontology annotation, molecular function: damaged DNA binding. NCBI's taxonomy places the organism in Eukaryota, Metazoa, Chordata, Mammalia, Primates, Lorisidae. Bases 1 to 1203 code for a protein of 400 amino acids. Gene Ontology annotation, biological process: double-strand break repair via homologous recombination; mitotic G2 DNA damage checkpoint signaling. Gene Ontology annotation, cellular component: Mre11 complex. The transcript is spliced from 4 exons. The record is from RefSeq and is a predicted model, not a curated record.
AUGGCCAGGGCAAGCAAGCUGAAGGUUGAGGCAGGCAUGGAGAGAGACAGGGAAAGGUCGAAAGAAAUCAAAAUCAGCAGAAAGGAACAGUAUCUCAGAAUGCUUUCACAAGAAUGCCCCACUAUGAAGGAACCUUCCAAAACAACUAAUAAUAAUAAUAAUAAUAAUUAUAAUAAUAUUGUACUUUCAAAUACUCAAGCUAAGGUGAAAAUCCUGAACUAUCAGCUUUCACCAACUAAAUUUCCAGCUAUAAAUGGAAGAGAUCAAGCUUCGCAGCAGCAGCAGAACAACUCCGUCAUAAACUACUUUCGGCCACUUACCAAAAAAAGGAAAAGGGAUGAAGAAAAUCAAGAAAUAUCUUCAUGCAAAUCAGCAAGAAUAGAGAUGUCUUGUUCUCUUUUAGAAGAAACACAACCUACUAUACCCUUAAUAUGGAAAAAUAAGGAGCAGCAUUUAUCUCAGAAUGAAUCUGUGGACAAAAAAUCUGAUAAUUUAUUUACAGAAGCAGAUUUAAAAUUCAGUGUGAAAAAUUCUGCCAAUAUAUCCUGUUCUACAGAAAAGCUAAGAUUAAAUAAAAGAAAAGAAAUUGAUGAUUUGGCUAUAGAAGAUGAAGUAUUGGAAGAGUUAUUCAAAAACACAAAACCUGGGUGGCAGUUACAAAUUGAAAUGAAAGUUCAAAAACAAGAGGAAGAUGUCAGUAUUAGAAAAAGGCCAAAAAUGGAUAUAGAAACAAAUGACACUUUUAAUGAGAAAGCAAUAUCAGAAAAUAACAAAAUAUCCCAAGAAAAUGAAGUCAGGAAGAAAUGUGAGCUCAAGAAAGAAUCACCAUGGUCAAUGAAAAAAGAAGAAGUAUCUAACAAUAUUGUACUGCAGGACAGAAGUGAGAUGCUUCCAAGAAACGUGUUAUUAACUGAAUUUAGAUCACUGGUUAAAGACUAUCCUUGCAGCAAUCUAUCUGGUAUAAAUAAUGAUUAUGGUCAACUAAAGAAUUUCAAUAAAUUCAAGAAGGUCAAUUUUCCUGGGGCAGGAAGACUUCCACACAUCAUUGGAGGAUCAGAUCUUAUAGCUCAUCAUGCUGGAAAGAAUACAGAAUUAGAAGAGUGGUUAAGGCAGGAAAUGGAGGUGCAAAAUCAACAUGCAAAAGAAGAGUCUCUUGCUGAUGAUCUUUUUAGAUAUAAUCCUAAUAUAAGAAGGAAAAGAUAACUGAGGAUUUUAGGAAGAAGCCUUGGAAAAACCUUUCCUAGCAAGGAUUC